This is a messenger RNA of Psylliodes chrysocephalus, 2176 nucleotides long. The record is from the annotation of a GenBank genome assembly. Lineage: Eukaryota; Metazoa; Arthropoda; Insecta; Coleoptera; Chrysomelidae.
AGACUAAACUAAAAGAAGUAUCAUUUCAGCAGCUAUGUGGUAGACGUCCGGCAACGCCGCAAACCGAAACGACAGCGAAACAAACAUGGCGCCGUUGAUAGCCAAGAAUUGUCAGUUUUCAUCAAAAUAUUAACAUUUGCUUGUGUUCCAAGUCGAAAUGGACAGCAAAAAGAGCCCGAUAAGAAGGGCAAAACGUUCGGCAAAAGUUUUAGAGGAUAAUUUUUGGGAUUGUAGCGUGUGCACGUUCAGAAACACGGCGGAAGCCUUUAAAUGCCUGAUGUGUGACGUCCGAAAAGGAACUUCGACCCGAAAACCGAGAAUCAACCCUCAAUUAGUGGCCCAACAGGUAGCCAGCCAGUUUCUUCCAGCUACGAGUAACCAGAAACGUGAGAAAAAAGACAAGAAAUCGUUGAAAAAGCGUCGCCACCCUCCGCGGCUGAAAAACAUAGACAGGAGCAGCGCUCAAACAAGGGAAGUUACAGUGAACAGUGUUACCGUUGUUAUUACAGAAUACAAGCCAAAAAUUAAAUCGUCUGAAACAGUUUCAAGUAGUAGUUCUUCUGAACACGGUUCCCAAUCGGAAUCUAGCAUGGACGCGCGGUGAUUUUUUUUUUGAAAACUGCACUUCUCCAUGUCCUAGUGAAGUGGUAUGCAGUCUGUGCAUUAGGGUGCAGUGACUUUAAAUCGAGGACGAUGACUUGUGACGUCAGGUAUGCAUUUGAGGACUAUUAUUUUAUAAUUUAUUUGUACAAAAAUAUACAACUAACACAGGUAUGCAGAUAAAAUUAUUCUAUUUUUGUACAUAUUUGUGGUACGAUUUUAAUAGAUAUAUUCAGAUCCGUAUUUAGUAUACCUAUUUUAAAUGUUGACAAAACGUCAUUUGUCAGUGUUGUCACAAUGUAGGACAUGUCCAUGCAUUAGAAUUUAAAAUAGAUAAAAACAAUUCCUAGGUAGGUACCUAAUACAUACAGAUGCAAAACUGAUUUUGAGCUAAGCUUAUUCUUUAAAAUUACAUAACUAACUACCUACCUACCUAAUUGCUAAUUUUUAAAGUGAGUCAGUUUUUCAUGUAUUUCCAUUUUCUUAUGUUUUCACCCUAUAUAGCUGCUUUCAGGAUAUAUUACUUGACAAGAAGAAGUUGCUAUCUAAUAAAUUUACAUGUAUUUCUAUAAAUGUCACUUUUCCCUCCACUGCAGUGUAAUAAUUAUUUAAAACGCCCAUUGUAUUAGCUCUAGCAUUAUCAUCUGGGGGGUUUAGUAGAGGGAUAGCUGGUUAACACGACCGAAAUAAUAAAACAAUGUAAAUUUCACCCACUAAGCAAAAUACAUUCGCUGCAAAUUUAUUGUAAGCUUAUAUAAAUGUAAGUUUGUUAAAUAUUUAUUGAUAGCUUUCAGCCUCAUUCUAAACUUGAAAAAUAAACUUAAUAUGCUAUACUUUUUAAGUAGAAUCUUACAAAAUUAACUUAUUAACAUACGAUCAAAAACUUAUUUAAAGUUUCAAUUUAAAUAUCUAAGAACAUUCAUUAUUAAAUUGUCUGAAAAUUUUCAAAAUUACACUUUGAUUUACAGUGUUAAAUUUAAACUUCUAUCAUAUUUACUAUUAUAAAUAUGCUUUAAACUCUCAGGAUUUCAUUGUCUUUGUACCAGGUAUUUUGAAACUUCUAAACUAGAUGAAAUGAAGUGAUCUUUUCACCAAAAUUCUUUAAGUUUUUUCUAUGUACCCGCCGUUUUUUGCUCACAUCCGGGGCUUAACCAGAAAUUACAUUCUGUAUUUUUGGAGAUAAGGCAACUGUUACCUAUUUCGAAUUAUUUUUCUCAGUUCACUAGCCACUGUUUUCCCUUUCCUAAAGUGUCACACUCUCAUAAAUUGUUAUAAGGGUUGAUGGUUUUAUAAUCUCUUAAAAUAAAUACUGCAUAUUAUUUUUAUUGUUCAAUAAAGUGGUAUUUUACUCUUUGUUAGAUUGAGUUUCAUUGUACAUCUUGAAUAAUAGGUAACUGAAGUAACAUGUAAAUUACAAGGUUUUUUUUUUAAAGCGAAUAAAAUCCACCUAAUAUAAUUGAAGUUACAAGUGGAUGAAGGGCCUAUGUAACAUUUUUUUUAAUGGUGCUUUUCUGUGAAUGAAGGGCUUAUGUUCCUAAAAUUCGUUUAAAAUAUCUUCCGUCACAAUAUAUCAUCU